AUUGCGCGUCAGAUUUUGGUGCAAGGCGUGAAGCGCGGGGAGGAUGGUGCUUCAAGGAGCCGCUGGUUUUCUUGAUUAGAGGAAGCGGUAGAUGUAGGUUGGUGCGCCUCGGUGUGCGCGGUUGAAGACACACAGUCUGCAGUGAGUGGCUUUAAAGCCACGUUGAAAGCCAGAAGUGGAGAUCUGCGCUAGCGGGUAUUGAACUGCUGCUGAGGAACUUCCUAUGGGGAUGUACACAGCUUCUCCUGGGAGUCGCACCUCAUAUGGCUGGGGAAGGCCCACCGUGGGGAGAUGUGUUCUCCGGGCCUGGCCAUGCAGGAUAAGCCUGCAUUUAAGCACUCCAUCCGAGUGCCAGGCCUGGCACUUGACAUUUAGGGAGGCUGGGCAGCUGCGCUGGCUUUCACUUAGUCAUCUCGUGUUGCAUUAGCCUCCGGUCAGUGCAGUUGCUAAUGCAGAGUUACUGGGCGUUGUGGAACUUGGAUAUAGAUUCAUUGCACAUUCACAGGGAUGGUUUCCCACAUUUUAAAGUCAGGAUUAGUUGUUUUCAGAUUUGUGCAUUAAUGUUAAACAGAAGAAAUGCUGCCAUUUGAGAUUGUUCUAAAACCUCCUAAGCGCAUGGAUUCGGUAGUUUAUGGCCCAGGUGUUGAGCUGUCAGGCAUUAAGUACAAUGUGCCUUUGAUCUGCAUGUGCCCGAAGGCACUCUCGAGUCCUUAAGGACACCCUGACCAGGGCCUGAAUUUUGUAUGGAGGAAGCAGUGGGUAAUGCUUGCCUGUCCUCCAGAGUAACCGUGCACUAAGGUGUAAGGACCAAGCAGGAGCUUCACUCCAUUUCUCCAAUGCACGACACAGCACAGCUGAGCCAGGGUUUAUGGUAUUUGCGGUGGUAAAGGCCAGUAAAAAAAUGACAGUGUUUUCCUGAAACAGCAAGGGAAUUAUGUUUCAGACAGUGCAGCGUGAAGCCUGAAGGAAAAAUAUAAAACGUGGAAGGAGAGAGAUUUCAUUGUGGGGAAGGGACAGGAGAGAUGUCAAGCUGAACCAGGAUCAGGAGUUAACAAAAUUAGAGUGAAGAACUGGCCGUGUUGUGACUGAAGGUAUCCGAAGAAAACCUUAAGGAAGAUCAGAUCAGCUCUGCAGUGUAUCUUCCAAGUCUGUUGCCAGUCUACAAUUGCAUGGCUUUUGGAGGAUCUUUGUUACACAUUCUGAACAGCAGAUAACAUUUGCCCAACCAUAUAACCGUGUUGCCUAAAAUUUGAUACCAGCUGUAGAGUAGAUGGCUCAGCUUCCUCCUGGCAUUCGCUUCAUCACUUUAUUUUCAAGAGAUCAGUGGUAUAGAGCCUUCAUUUUCAUUCUCACUUUCUUGUUAUAUGCCAGCUUCCAUUUAUCAAGGAAACCUAUUAGUAUAGUUAAGGGAGAGCUGCAUAAGCACUGUGCUGCUUCACAUGAAGUUGAACUCAACUCCUACAGAGAAUAUGCUGCCCAGAUUCAGCCUGUCAAAAAGCCAUCUAAUGUGUCUCGAUGUGGUUGGGAGCCAUUUGAUAAGAACAACUACAAGCAAUUACUAGGAGCACUGGAUUACUCAUUUCUGUGUGCAUAUGCAAUUGGAAUGUAUCUGAGUGGUAUAAUAGGGGAACGGCUACCUAUCCGGUACUAUCUGACAGUCGGAAUGCUUGCUAGUGGACUCUUCACUGCAAUGUUUGGACUAGGUUAUUUCUAUAAUAUACAUAACCUGUGGUUUUACAUAAUGGCCCAGAUAGCUAAUGGGUUGGUGCAAACUACUGGUUGGCCAAGCGUCGUUACGUGUAUUGGUAACUGGUUUGGAAAAGGAAGGAGAGGUUUGAUCAUGGGAAUGUGGAAUUCCCAUACCUCAGUGGGAAAUAUCUUGGGAUCCUUAAUUGCUGCUUACUGGGUGUCUACCUGCUGGGGUCUGUCCUUUGUAGUGCCUGGUGUUAUCAUUGCUGUGAUGGGGAUUGUUUGCUUCCUGUUUCUUAUUGAACACCCUAAAGAUAUAAGUUGCUCCUGCACACCAUCUAGCAGUUCUAAAGCCUUCCUGAACGGUGCAGGUCGAGUCAGAGUCCAGAUGCCAACCUUAAAUGCUAAGGAAACCUGCAAAUCUCAGGAUUAUGCAUGGAGACAGAGAGUUCUAAAUAUGAGCAGUUAUUCACAGGAAUCCUGCUUAAAACCUGAUCCAGAGAUGCAGCAUUUGCUUAUUGACAGUGAAAACUGCACCGUGUCACUGAACUCUGGCACUGCAGUCCCUGCAGAAGGUAGACAUGGGACAUCAGCUAUCAGCUUCCUUGGGGCCUUGCGAAUACCUGGAGUCAUAGAGUUCUCUCUUUGUCUUCUGUUUGCGAAAUUGGUCAGCUAUACUUUCCUCUUCUGGCUUCCCCUCUAUAUCACAAAUGUCGAACAUCUUGAUGCCAAAAGAGCUGGAGAUCUUUCUACACUGUUUGAUGUGGGUGGAAUCUUUGGUGGAAUAUUGGCAGGCCUGAUUUCAGAUCGGCUAGAGAAGAGGGCAUCGACCUGCGGAAUGAUGUUAUUGCUGGCAGCACCCACACUGUACAUGUUCUCUGCAGUCAGUAAAAUGGGCCUUGAGGCUACUAUAGUGAUGCUGCUUAUCAGUGGUGCCCUGGUGAAUGGCCCUUAUGCACUGAUCACCACUGCUGUCUCUGCUGACUUGGGCACCCAUAAAAGCCUGAAAGGGAAUGCAAGAGCCCUGUCCACAGUGACUGCAAUCAUCGAUGGAACAGGAUCCGUAGGUGCGGCUUUGGGGCCUCUCUUAGCUGGUCUCAUCUCCCCAUCUGGUUGGAACAAUGUGUUUUACAUGCUGAUGGUGGCAGAUGCAUGUGCCUUGCUAUUCUUACUCCGUCUUAUACAGAAGGAACUCCGGUGUAAUACAGAUUAUACCCUGUUUAAAGAACACUGAGCUAGGAGACCAGACUUGGAAUAAAGACUGUGUAAUUGAUCAGAGCUCUUCCCUGGAAAAAGCUUUGUGGAACAUGCUACUCUAUACUUAAGAGAUUCUACUUGGUGAAGAAUUUUGCACAUUUACCAGAAGCAACUUGAGAAGUGCAACUGGUAAAUCCCUGAAGCUCUUAUUUUUGCACAUGAAUAAGUACCUCAGGAUAGCAACUAUUCAUCAGAUGGAGAGACAGCAGCUUCAGGAAGCUGCUAGCAGAGCGCCUCAACUGAGCCAAAGAGAAAUACCAAGUGCCUUUUAUUUCUUUUGAUAGGAUGUUUUUAAUUACAAUCUUAAGCUUUGUAUUUUCAAAAAACUAGUCAAAAAUAGAGCACAAGGAAGUUGAAAUCGUAAUAGUCUAGCAGUGGAAUGUCCCAGUGGUAUUAGCAAAUGUCGAUAAGCAAAGUAUCCCUUAUGUUACCUUGUGCACAUCAAGGGCAUCACUUCAUAGAGGACAAUACCAGCUGGCUAUUAAGAUACACUACUAUUUAGUAUUUUGAAGCUGCUCAGACAAUGAUAACCUGAUCAUAUCAUUAGAUAUUAACUACAGCACUAAUUCUAAUCCCAAGGACAACAUCUGAACUUUUUGUAGAUAAUGAAAUGGAAUUUACAGUUGCAGUGUACUGCAGUAAGCAGUUUUUUACAGACUUUCUGAAUAGAUGUUAGUCCACAGUUAGGAUUGUGCGAAAAGGAGUCCUAAGCUGGCAAAAAGCUCUUUGUGAGUCAGAAUUUCCAGUAAGGGACUCUAAUGAUUUUCAGGGCAUUAUAAACUGGUUGUGCAAAGGUGACGUAAUAGUUGUGCUACUCUUCUAGGUCAGGUUGAAAUGAGAUGUUCCUUUGGGGUGAGAGAACUGCAAGCUGUCAUACCUCAGUACUGCAGAAUUAGAAAGAUUAGCUGUUUUAGUUCCCAGUGCCACAGUGAUCUCAGUUGGGCACUCCCUGAUUUCUGUGGUGUUGUGUGCAUAUGGAAGUCAUUUUCAGAUCAGGGCCUUAAUAAUCAGAAAUCUCUUUCAAGUGGCUAAUUUCAAGUGGCUCUGAAUUUCGAAUUCAGAGACAAAAUAUGUAUAUAUGACAAAAAAAGUCCUAGAUGGUAGGUUGUAAGAGAACAUUUCAGUAACUGGUGUUACCCAGCAACUGGAAAGGUUAAUGUCUUCAAAACAUAUCAUUUCUGCAUACAGCUAUCUCUUUUGCAAAACAGAUGUUUCUGUGAUUUUUUUAAGAUGUACAAAGUGAAAGAUUUUUUUUGUAUGAGGUGUUUAUACUUAGAUUACAAAGGUUAAAUAACUUAAACUGUGUAUUAUUCUUAACUGUAUUUAUUAAAGCUGUAGGUACAUGUCUUGUUCUAAACUGUGCUCUAAGCUUUGUGAAACAAUGCAGUAGUCUUUGUACUUGAUUAACAAAACAGCACUCUGUAAAAUAGUCCUGCAAAACAUAUGGAGAAAUGUCUCAUGAGCUGCUGGUGUUGUGUGCCAUGUCUUGGCACAAUAGUGAAUUUUCUGGGCUGUUUUGUAGUUGUGCAGUCUUUGAUCAGUUACUUCACUGGUUUGAUUCGGCAUGUGCUUUAUGCUUAACUUGAACAAUAUGUGUUCAUUUUUCUGUUUUGCUGCACAGAGGUACAGGGAACACCUCAGUCACACAAAGACUUAAGGCAGGUACCAAAGUCCUCAUAAAUGAGUCCUCUACAUAGGCUCUGAACCUGCGGCUACUCAGAUGAAUGAUUGACUUCACACUGUACGAGUAAACCUGUUGAUAUCGGUGGGAAUACUUGACAUGCACAAAAUGACUCACAUUUGUAAAUUUAUUCUGCAUUUCAGCUUUAGGCUGUAGUUUAACGCAACAGAGAGUUCUGCAGCAAUAUUGCUUGAAGGUAUUUCCAUCCCAGUGCAAUGGCACAGCACCCCUCUGUUGGCCAGUCUGAUUGUUGGUGGGACCAUUUGCCUCAUCAGGGGGCUAGUCUAGCCCAAGAUGGGGAAAAAUAACACUGCAACCCCAAAACAGCUGUGCUGGCACAACCUCAAGGACUAUGUGGGGAGAGUGGGGUAGAGGACUUCUUUAGCUGAAGAUGCCAAUCCCUCUUCCCCCCAAGAAGGUAUAUAGAACUGUACACUCACUUAUCAAAACAAUUGGUGCUCUUCAACUCUGCUUUGUCAAGAUUUUGUGAGUCUGUUCCCCAUGGGCCGAAGUCCUAGGUUAAAGUGCUUUUAGUUCUAUUUAACAGUUAGAUGUUGUAAAGAUGUUUAAUUAUGUUUUACUUGUUUUAGUUGUUGGGGCUGCUGCUGUUAUUUAUUUAUUUAUUUGAAAAGCUUUUGCACUGCAUUGACUCAGAUAUGGUAUGAUGACAAUGUUGGAGGUGCUGGGCUGAAUCUUCCUUCCAUUGAUUGCAAGAAGGAAUUAGGGCUCUUAACAUGCCGCUCUCUCCUUCCUUGCUAACAUGCAGCAUUUUGGUUCCUUCCAAUUAAGAAUUGUUGGACAAAAAUAUAAAGAUUGCUUUUCUUUCAUGACAACCUGAAAGAUCUCCCAAGUUCUGGACAAACUCUAUGUUUUGUUAGUAUUGGGUGUCAAUAUUCAUUAAUCUGGAAAUGAACAAGGCUGACAAAACUUUUUGUAUAGAAAUGUGAGUGACCAGUAGGUAGUGCUGAAUUUAAAUAUGACUACAGGUUGGUUUGUUUUUAAUGCUGGUUGUUGUGAAUUUUAUCUCUUUCCCUCCUGUGUUGAAUAAAAAUGCAUUCUGCUUUAAAAUGAAAAA
Molecule: messenger RNA, 5702 nt
Organism: Dromaius novaehollandiae (emu)
Lineage: Eukaryota; Metazoa; Chordata; Aves; Casuariiformes; Dromaiidae
Gene: SLC37A1
Product: solute carrier family 37 member 1
Exons: 22
Coding region: 1271-2923 (550 amino acids)
Biological process (GO): glucose-6-phosphate transport; phosphate ion transmembrane transport
Cellular component (GO): endoplasmic reticulum membrane
Molecular function (GO): glucose 6-phosphate:phosphate antiporter activity
Source: RefSeq, a predicted model, not a curated record